GGCUGCCGCUCGUCACCGGAAGUUGUCGUUAACGGCUGAUUCUUCUCUUUAAAAGUCCUCCCCCAGCGCUGCCUGCGCCAGUAAACCGAGAGUGCGCCGUUAAGCUCGGUACUGAGCGCGGCCACCACAGCGAUCCGCCACUCAGACAGCCGAGCCGGCCCGGCCCGACCCGACCCAGCAGCGAACUGACGACCGUCGGAGGCCACCCCGCUGCUUUACCUGACCGUCCGCGUGGAGAGGUGGGAGAUCCGCAAGAACGGUCGCUCGAUGGGGAGCAACAGAGAACUACCUCUUUGCGUCACUGCUUCAUCUCUAUACUGCAGAAACUCCUCUAUAAUGAAACUAGUAUUAACUGAAUGGCAAUUAAUAUGGAUUUUUAAUAGACAGUAAACAAGCCAUAAUCCAAAGCUUCUACCAAAAAGUCUUCAUCUGGUGUAUGGUUUUAAGAAUAUUUUUGAAGGAAAUGGUGGAAGAGAAAUAUUAACCCUGCAACUGAAGCACACGGAAACGGCAGGAAGCAAUUUUUUUUCAAAAAGCAGAUUUUUUUUAUGGCAGCAAUGGCACCACAGAAUGAUGAUACAGGACCUAUGCAAGCACAAGAAUUGCUCACAAAGUUGAAAAAGGAGGUCGAGGAGAAUGGUGAUGAAACAGUUAGUGAGGGAUCCAUUGACCAUAUUCCCAUCAAAUUGUGGGUCAUGCAUGGUGCAGUGAUGUUUGGCAGGGAGUUCUGUUAUGCAAUGGAAACUGCCUUGGUAACACCAGUAUUGUUGCAGAUAGGUCUUCCAGAACAAUACUACAGCCUCACCUGGUUUCUAAGCCCCAUCCUGGGACUGAUCUUCACUCCUCUGAUAGGUUCUGCUAGUGACCGCUGCACUUUGAGUUGGGGCCGCCGCCGGCCCUUCAUCUUAGCUCUUUGUAUUGGAGCCCUCUUCGGAGUUGCCCUCUUCUUAAAUGGCUCCCUCAUAGGUCUGGCCAUUGGAGACGUUCCUGACCAUCAGCCAAUUGGCAUAGUCCUGACUGUUGUUGGUGUAGUAAUACUGGACUUCUGUGCAGAUGCAACAGAGGGACCAAUUAGAGCUUAUUUGUUGGAUGUGGCGGACACAGAGGAACAAGAUAUGGCACUCAAUAUCCAUGCAUUUUCUGCAGGUCUUGGUGGAGGUAUUGGCUAUAUGCUUGGUGGUUUAGAUUGGACACAAACUGCUUUGGGCCAAAUCUUCAAAUCACAACAGCAAGUCCUCUUCUUCUUUGCUGCCAUCAUCUUUUCUGUGUCUGUUGCUCUACAUCUUUUCAGCAUUGAAGAAGAGCAGUAUAACCCUCAACAAGACCGUAUGGAUGAACAAACAGAUGCACGGGCCACUGUUAAUGUGAAUUACAGUCUCCCACCCCUCCCUCGGCUCGAUCCGCUUUAUGAAGAAGGACCUUGCACUACUGCAGUCUUCCCUGAUGAAACUUGCUCAGUACAAGAUGUUAAUCUCAACUUCCUGGAUGUAAAUAUUGGACGGAGCCAAAGUGACUCUGUUUUGCACAUGCCUGACGCAACUAUAGAAAUUGAAUCAGAGUUAUUUUUUUUGAGAGACAUUGAACCUUCUAUUUUCCAGGACCAUUGUAAUAGCCUGCAUCAAUCUUCAACAAGCUUAUCCAAAAGUAAUAACCAGGAGAUUACAUUAAAGCUCAAUUACAUCUCUGGUUUGCUCAGGGAGCAUGAAUUUGAAGAUGUUUUGAAAGACGAUCUUAAAACAUCCAAAGUGGCAAAUGGGCCAUCUGAUGACUGCACUAAUGAUCAUAUUAACCAUAAUACCUGCAGGAUUGGGAUGAAACCGUCAACAACCAGCAGUUCCAUGCGUAGGCGUAGGCAUGUGUUCUACAGGCAACCAUCUCACACCUUUUCGUACUAUGGCAAGGUGGGUUCACAUCGUUACCGCUUUCGUCGUGCAAAUGCCAUUGUCCUGAUCAAGUCUUCACGCAGUAUGAAUGACCUUUACGAUCUGCAGAAGAAACAAAGGCAGCGUCAGAGACAGAGGAACCAGAGUGGUGUGACCAACUCAAGCAGUGAUACCGAAAGUGAGGAAGGAGAGUCUGAGACAACUGUAAAGCUUCUGUGGUUAUCUAUGCUGAAAAUGCCAAAAGAGCUGAUGAGACUCUGUGUUUGUCACCUGGUAACUUGGUUUGCUGUGAUUGGAGCUGCUGUAUUCUACACAGACUUCAUGGGGCAAGUUAUCUACGGAGGCAACCCAAAAGGUCUUUCCAAUUCUACUGAGCUUUGGAACUAUAAAACUGGUGUGCAGAUGGGAUGCUGGGGACUUGUUAUUUAUGCUAUUACUGCUGCAAUCUGUUCAGCUAUUUUACAGAAGUACCUGGAUACUUACGAUUUGAGUAUUAAAGUUAUCUACAUAUUAGGAACACUUGGAUUUUCAAUUGGUACUGCAGUAAUGGCUAUUUUUCCGAAUGUUUAUGUAUCAAUGAUAAUGAUCAGUACAAUGGGAAUAGUAUCUCUGAGUAUCUCAUACUGCCCUUACGCUCUUCUUGGACAAUACCAUGAAAUGAAAACGUAUAGAAAUCACAGUCCUGGAAACUCCAAGAGGGGCUUUGGAAUAGACUGUGCAAUCCUUUCCUGUCAAGUUUAUAUUUCCCAGAUACUGGCAGCAUCCGCACUGGGUAGUGUGGUGGAAGCGGUUGGUUCAGUUCGAGUCAUCCCUAUUGUGGCAUCCAUUGGUGCAUUCCUUGGUUUUUUAUCUGCCUCAUUUCUUGUGAUAUAUCCUGGAACUCAAGAAGACCCAGUGGAGGAAGGAAAUAAAGAAACUUUAAUGGCAUCUUCAGUAGUAAACAGUGGGAAAAGUACAGAGAAGCCAAGUGUUUUGAAGUUGACUACUAAAGGCACCAUCUCUGAAGUGGAGACUGAAUCGUCUGUUUAAUAAAACAUUCCAGAAAAUGCAUGAUCAAAAAGACAAAACAAAUUUCCUGUCUUUCAUUCUUUUCUGCAGUCUUAACCCACUUUGUGGAAAAGAAAAUUUAACAACAAUCAUAAUAGGUUCUGGUAAAUGGCAGUCUGGGAGUGUACAUGGUGAACAAAAUUGUUUCAUGAGUAUUUUUAUUUACAUUUCAGGACAUACAUGAUAAUUUGUUUUUGUGUACCUUUGGAUAUAGUGAGGCAUCAAGUAAAUAGAUUGAUGUUGGUUACAUUUAAAAGGAGUAUGUCAAUCCAAGCAUAGCAUUUGUAGCAAGUGAAACAUCUAUUUUGCAGUACAUACUGCUUUCCUUAAGUCCCUAAUUACACUGUUGCUGAUUCUCACUAUGUGAAAUUUUAACUUGUAACCAUUAUAAACAGAGCAUUAAAAAGUAAUAGAAUCCUUUGACUAUUCUUUCUAGAAGUGGAGAUGUUUAAUGAGUAGUUAUCUAAACAAACAAACAAACUGGGGAACUAAAAUCUUUCAAUAGUCUUUCCUGUUAGCCCAUUAGGUUAGAUAAGUACACUUAUUUAUCCAGUAAAGAGGAAACAUACUGUUGAUAAUUUCACUUUGGACAGCACAUCACAGCUCCCAACUUUUUCCUGACAACUGUCUUGCAGCAAGCCCUACAUACAUUUGACCAAUGUGCUUGAAUAAGGUGGAAUUUAAUAUAAUAAGCCCUAGUCAAGUCAUUGAGAAUUGUCUGAGAUAUUUUUGUAAAAAAUUUAAAACACAGGCUUAUAAAGACAUAUGUUGCCUAUGAUAUAUUUGUUUCCAAUAGCAGACAUCCAGUUUUGCUGUACUAUUUUUGAUAACAGAUUUACAUUUUUGCAACAACUCUGCAAGGCAUUCCUUUCCUUCACUGGGUAUCUCAACAAAAGAACAAACAUUUAAUAAUAAUGUUGCAAAUCAGUACAAAUGGUUUAGUCCACAAAGACCAAGCUAAGAACUUGCCUUGAAUGCAAAUCGCUUAUAAUUAUUGCAUGGCCUUGAUGCCUAUAGGUCUUUCUUUAUGUUGCCCUUUAAGUGUGUUUGUAUGUGCUCAAAUUACUAUUUCUGGUCCUUUGUCCGAAUCUGUUUUCACAGCUGCUUUAGGAUCAAAUAUACAUUUCUACAAGGUUGAGUGACCUAGAGUUUCUUUCAUGUCUCAGCUUGUUGCACAGUUUCACCUCUCCCUCUGAGUUUGAGGUUGGUUAUGUUUAUGUCUUCAUACAUGAAACACUGGUCACUCCAGCAGUGGAGUACUAGAAGUAAGAGCUUAGUAACCUACUAUGGAGAAAAUUAUUUAAUGUGAAAUAAAGAAAAGCAUAGGAAAACUAAUUGGAGCAGUGCUUUGAGAAAUAUUACAAGCUAUCCUUUUGAAAACUGAACAUGGCCUGAUUGUUACAGUUUCUUGUAGGUGGCUGAAGGUUGUCUGUCCUCUCAGGAAAAGACUGCAAAAAUGUGGCAUAAAAUCAUGUAUUUCUGUUGUGCUGAAACUCAACGCUGGACUGAAAGUGAAUUGCUCAGCACAGCCUUGAUACUUCCAGAAUUAGCCUUAGCUUGAUUUUUAGGCUUAGAAGUAUAAUUCAGAAUGAUUUUCACUGUGAUAAGGCUGUAGUAAAGACUGACACUAACCACUGAGUUCUUUUUUAUUGUGUGCAGAUGAAUCACACAUUGCAAUAAUUCAUCAGCCCACCUUUAUUGUGAAAUGGACAUCUCAAUGCAUGCAGAAACACAAUGGCAUUGUAUGUAAAAUCUGUCGUGAGUUACAAUAAAUCCACUAUUGCUUUGUGAUUGGUGGACUCAGUGCAAGGAUGUGUAUUUGGAAGAAAAGUACAAGUUUACCAAAGCAAAUAGACACAGUAAGUGGCAGUAGAAUCCAAGUUUAAUGCACUGGUUCUACACUGACAAGACGUUGACUACUAAAGCAAAACCUUAUGAAUGUACAAUGCGUGGUUCUUUGAAUGCUAAGGCAAUCCAGCAGAAAAUUGCACACUAUUCUCAUCAAUUUAGAAAUGUUUGUCAUAUUUAUUUUGCUAUUAUAAUGUGUUUUAUUUUGUAUUAAAAUACCACCACGCUUAACAGACCUGUACUGGAAAAAAAGUCAAUUUGUAUUUGGUGCAUUUUCUAUUUUAUACAUUUUGACAAUUACCUUUUAAAGUGGGGAGAGAAAAGAUAAUGUACUGGGCCCUUGAUUUUCUGAGUAGCUGCUUUCAAUAUUAUUGCUAACUCCUGCCCAGCAAAAGUGAAGCAACUUAACUGUUUAAAAAAAGCUUAUAAUAUACUUUGAGAUGAGGAUAAUGAAUAAAUAAUACAUUUAAAAUAUACUCUGCAAUUUGUAAUAACAUUAGUUUUAUGGCAAGUGGGGGAAAUCUUAAAGUGCAUGUUCAAAUUUACUUGUAUUAAUAUUGACCAGGUCCAAAUAUCUGGAUGUGUUUGAGUGGCCUGACUUUAUUUAAUAAGGGAUGUUCCUGAUCACACUGUCUGUAUUAAUAGGUGUCCAGCUGUUACGAUGAUCAAUAGAUAACUUACUUUGUGUAAACCAGUCUAAAAUAAGAUAGUUUCUGUCUGUGCAUUCAAAAUCUGUAAGAAAAAUGCAUUUUAGCGUGCCUGUUGUUUGCCAGUUUUCUGUUCUUAAAGUGCAGCAAAGAUUGUGCAUUAUCCCAUCAACAAUAUUGAACUUGCACCUGACCAGGAGUGACUAUUCUCAAAUUUGCACAGCACAUUUCUUUUCUGUAUUUUUCUAAAGGACUACCAACAUUAUUUGAGAUACACAGUUUUAGGAGGCCAGUGUCACUUUGUAAUUGUUGAACUGCACUUGGAUGAAAUGGAGGUCUAAAAACAUUGGUACCUCCAAAAUGUGUCAUUCGCUCUAUCAAGACAUUUCAUUUUAAGUAUGGUUCCAUAGUGAACUGGCUAAAAGACAACUGCUUUUGUAAUCAACUUAUUAAGUUGGGUCACUAGUAGCUCUUGCUGAGUGGAAAUAUUAAAUGUGUUAAACACAUGCUUUAGUUUUAAAAAGGGAUAAAAGCAAAGUAUAUUUAAGAAUGAUACAAGUGACUUAAUGGCAUAAACUUUAUAUUUUCAAGCUUUGUGUUAAGAAACAAUGAGUCAUUGCAUGAAACGGUGACUGACUGUUGAGCACUUUCCAUUUUAACUGUAUGCUUGAUUUUAAAAGAAAAUGACAAAAGAUUCUAUUCUUCCAUAUAGUGUUUCAAUAUAUUUCAUGAAAAAUAAAUUGGAGUGAAAUUUA
Molecule: messenger RNA, 6180 nt
Organism: Hypanus sabinus (Atlantic stingray)
Lineage: Eukaryota; Metazoa; Chordata; Chondrichthyes; Myliobatiformes; Dasyatidae
Product: solute carrier family 45 member 4-like
Exons: 8
Coding region: 549-2912 (787 amino acids)
Biological process (GO): transmembrane transport
Cellular component (GO): membrane
Molecular function (GO): sucrose:proton symporter activity
Source: RefSeq, a predicted model, not a curated record